AUGUCAAAAUCCAAGCUGGAAUCUCUUGCAAAUGAGAUACUUAUCGAUCUUUUAGAGAAUUAUCUUAAUGGAGUCGAUAUAUUGAUUGCUUUUCGUAAUCAUUUAAAUUAUCGAUUCGAUACACUCAUAGAUGAAUGUCGACCAAUCCGUUUUGAUUUUGAAAGUAUUAGCAAAAGUAAUUUUCACCUUUGUCUAGACUAUAUAUCAGAUUAUGAAAGUAUUCAAAGUUUAAAUUUAUCCGAAUGUGAUGCACCAGGUCGAAUCAAUGCUUUUCUAUCGGUCUUUCCGACGUUUAAUCAAUUCAAACAACUUCGUCAAAUUUGUUUGAAUGUUGAUGGCGAUACUGUUGAACACGUGUCUAUGAAAAAGGCACUGCGAUCUUUAUUUGAAAGAAAUAUUCAUACAUUGUUAUUUAAAGGAAAGAACACAAAUAUGAUAUUUCACGGUAAUCAUUUGAUUCAAGGGAUGUUCACUUUACCUUCAAUUCGACAAAUUUUUUUCGAAAUUGAUAUGGAUGCAUACAGUUGGGAAUUUCUUCAAUUAAUUCCACUGAAUAUUGAACAUCUGACGAUUCAAAGUCCUGUUGUUCACAGUCGAUCAACCUCUCGUCAAAGUAUCGUAGACAAACCAUCCGAUAUUCAACCAUUAACAAAACUUAAAAUAUUAAUUUUAACCUUUCAUGACAAUUACGAUUUAAUUACACUUGAUAUGCUCGUCUUUUAUUUCCAUCUAAUGCCUCACUUACGUCAUCUAGAAAUAACCGAUAUACAUGCUCAAUUUCUUGAUGCGUAUACUUGGCAAAUGUGCAUUCAAGCAGAACUAUUAUUUUUAAAUUGGUUUUCUCUGACGACAAGUAAAUGUUAUUUAGAGAAACGUUAUCCUAGUCACAUUCUAUCGUUAUUUCAAACGCCAUUUUGGAUCGAAAGGAAAAAUUUUAAUGUCUAUAUAGUGGUAUAUAAAGAUCUUGAUGAGAACAGAAUCAUGCUUAACUCGACAUAUAAUUGCUGUUUAACGAUUAUACCUCAACGUUGUGAAAAAGAUAGUCGUAUUCUUUUGAAGAAGAUAAUCAGUUUAGAUCUUGACGGUGAAUCUGAAUUGCUCUCAGCACAAUACUUCUUCACUAAUAUAAAACGCCUUACAGUGAGUAAUCUUAAUUCGUCCUUAUUUCAAUGGAUCACCACUCACAUUGAUCUCUUACGUCUAACCGAAUUACGAAUCCCGCAUUUGCAAACAAUGACUGAUGAAAUCAACUCGCUACUAACAUAUGCUAAAAAUGUAUCUUCACUUAUGAUUCAUUUUCGCCAAGUAUUUAAUAAACAUUCUGCUAUAAAAAACGUAUACACCGCUGUUAAACGACUGGAUAUGUCUUUUGCUGUGCAUUCAUUUCAAGAAAAACAUAUCGUUUUUCUUACCAAAUUCUUUCCAUCUAUUGAACAUUUAAAAAUCAACACAAUGGAGCUGAAUAAUUUACCAUUAUUGCAAACGUAUUUACCAAAGCUGCAUAGUUUUACUUUUAGAUUUUCCGGUAUUUAUUCAGACGAAUUUGUCCGACGAUGGAACUAUCGAUUGGGCAUUCUGUUCCCAGGACCAUUUCCGUUCGAGCAUCAAUGGACCACACUCUGGGUUGAUCACGCUACUUUCCAAGAACGUUGGUGGUCUUCUUCAUCGCCGAUCCUAAGCAUGCAGCGAACCCGAACGUCUGCUCGGAGUUCAGAACGAACUGCUCGGAGUUCGGAACCAACUGCUCGGGUUCGGUUUCGGGUUCGGGUUCGGGAUUGGGUUCGAGAUCGGUGGCAGGCUUCGGUUUUGAAGUUCCGGUACAAUAGAGGUCCGCGUUCGUACCAUGGAAAGUUAGAUUGUUUAUAG
Messenger RNA from Adineta ricciae, 1866 nucleotides. NCBI's taxonomy places the organism in Eukaryota, Metazoa, Rotifera, Eurotatoria, Adinetida, Adinetidae. The record is from the annotation of a GenBank genome assembly.